AUGCGUGCCCUCGCGCCUGUCGGAGUCCUGGUUGCCAGUGGCUUCUUGCAGCAGUCGACUGCCCAAGUUGCUGGCUAUGGGCGAGUUUCCAUCUCCCUUGCUGUCACUGCUCAUUGUGCUGACCAGGACUCCAGAUCUCCUGAUAUCGGCUCUGGUGCAGAUUCGUACGGCGAGCCAGACAAUGCCCCCCGGAACGGCGCCUCUGCCACGAUUGAUGGCCUCCCCGCUGGCUCUCCUGGUGGCCCGACGUGCGUUGCGCAAGGCACCACGACUGUCUUUGUGACCGUCUACCCUACCAGCCCUGUGUCUCCCGCUGGUGGCUCUCUUUCGGCGGCAGGCGGUCCCAAGCAGACUGCCCAUCACACCCUGAACCCGACUCGCACCAUUCGCGUUUCUCCUUUUGGUCAUUCUCAGGCAACGCGCUCUUCUGUCUCCCCUUUCACGACCAUCACCGUUGAUCUUUGGGGCCAUGGUGCCGAUGCGGGAGACAAGUCUGGUGAAGCUGCCACUGGUGCUGGUUCCGGUUCCCCUGCUGCCAACGAUGCCUCCCCCUCUUCCCAUCCCUCUUCUGCAGGCGCUCCUGCUGGCUACGGGGAAGACUCCGGUGCUUCCUGGCCCCAGCCCGCUGCCACCAUUGAUUCGGUCGGGUCGGACGGAGAUUCUGCCGGCACGGUUGCGGGCGGCGCUCUCCCCUCCCCCACUAGCUUGAGAGCUUCCCCUGACGGGUCUCUCGCACCCUACGGUCCCAGCAACCCUGCCCCAGGCUCGCCCGGCUCUGGCCGUAAGGGAGCUGACGGAGUCACCGCCUGGCCCACUGUGGUGACUGAUACCGAGGUUCAUUGGGUUCUCGGCUCUGAAGGCCCGACUCCUGUCACCAUCUUGUCGGAGCACACCAUUUUCGCAACUGGCGCAGCCCAGGCUCCCGCCGGCGGUGAAGUAGUCACCUGUGUGACGAACAUUGGUCCCGACGGGCACGCGACUGUCCUGGAGUGGCCAGCUGGAGCUCCGCAAGGCAACGGCGGGCCCGCUGUGUCGACGGUGGCCGGCCUUCCCAAUGACCAAGGAUCCCUCUCUCCCCAGGCUGUCUCCACUGCCAUCAGCCCCCCUUCUCCCCUCGUGACGGCGCUCACGUCUGGAGGCGUGGCGGCUCCUGACGGAGGUGCCUCGACGACUUGCACCACCUACACUGUUCUUGGGGCCGACGGCGUUCCCACUGUUGUCCAUUCAUCCUGGGUGGUCCCCCACACUGGCCCAUUCACUGUUGCCUCUGGUCCUCUGCCCACGGACGCCUCUGGCCCAGUCCAAUCCCAGAAUGGCCCGAAUGGCCCUGGCAUCACAACGUGCACCAGCUACACGCUCCUCGGAGCAGACGGAAGGCCGACCGCGGUUGAGUCCACCUUUGUGCUCCCUGGCCCAGCAAACACCCAAGCCGGAGCUCCUGGAAACGCCGCAGGUGGUGUUCCCGUUCAAGUCACUCAGUUGCCCGGCCCUGUCCAGUCUGGCGUAGCCGAACUUCCGGAAGGCGGCCUCACCACCUGCACCACCUUCACUGUCCUCGGAGCCAAUGGGCUUCCGACUGUUGUUGAGACCACGUACGUUGUUCCCAGCCCGGAUGCCACACCGCUCGCCACCUACGCUCCCGGAGGCGUCAUCACGGGCGCGCCAUCUCAGAUCACUGGCUCUCCUGGGAAUCCUCAGCCUGAAAAUGCUGGCGCCGCCGGCAUCACGACGUGCAUCACCUACACCGCCAUCGGGGCCGACGGCAAGCCAACCAUUGUCGAGUCUACUGUGGUUAUGCCUGCCAGCGAUGCACUGCCUACGGGAGUCUCGCCCUUUUCAUUACCCGGUGGCCCCAUCACCACCUGCAUCACCGUCGAGGUCUUUGGACCCAAUGGUGUCCCCACCCCCGUCGUCGAGACUGUCGUCUUGACCCCAGCAGGAGCAAGAACCGUUUUUCCUGCUGCAACAACCAUUGGCCGACCUUCAAUGGUGCCUCAACAACAAACAAAUCUUCCCCAAGGCAUUCCCCCCUUCGCGUCGAACGGUGCAGUCACAACUUGCAUCACUGUGGACGUUGUGGGCCCCAAUGGCGUCGCGACUCCUGUUGUCCAGACCAUCGUCUUCACCCCAAGCGCAACGGGUCUCGGCUCUCCGGCUGCCCCCUCGGUCGCGAACGCGGCCGGACUCCCCGCCCAAUCUUUUGGUCCCCUUGGCCAGGGUGGCUCUCUGAAUACUGCUGUCCCGGGAGUUCCCAGCCUAGAUGCAUAUGGGGCCGCCGUGCCCGACUUGCAAACAAUUCUGCCUCCGUCUGGCGUGGUCUCGGGUCUCAACGUGGAAACACCGGGCGCUGCUGGUGACUCUGGGCUUCCCUUUCCCUAUGGCAGCAGCUCCGGAGAUCUGGGAGCUUUGGGAUCCGGUGCCGGAGAGCCUGCCCCGAACGCCUACGGCUGGAGCACACCUGACGCUGGGUUGUACGGCUUACUGUCCGCGCCGUCUGUCCCACAAGGACGCAGCACAUUGACGACGCUUCGAACCCUCACCUGGACCAACUUCAUUCCCGAGCCGACGACGACGUUCACCAUGAACUUUCCCCUGACGACCCUGGAAACCGUGACUGUUUCUGCGCCGUUUUAUCCCCAGAAGCGCGCGUUCCGACGCCAGGAGAGUUUCUCACUGUCGAGCUCGGCGUGGAGCAACGCCAGUGUUGCCGUACCGACCGUAUCGACAAGCGCCCCUCCGGAGGUGACCCCUGCGCCAGCUCCCCAGGGCGCCAGCGUCUCUGUCUUGUUCCCACCGACGACGUCUCAGGUCUUGCCGGGUGCUCCGAGCGGUCCUUCUGCAAUGUGCUCUUCUGGAGGCAAGAUCGGAAACACGACUGUCAAUUUUGACGACGUGAAGCCUGGACCACUGUUCAAUCCCUCUGGUGACAUUUGGUUCUCUGAAGGCUUUCUAGUCGCCCCCCCCGCGUCGCAGGCAGCUCAGUCAUAUCUCCCGUCUUCUGGUGGCCAGCUCGUAGAGUUUGUUCCCGCCUCACUCGCAAACCCAUCAGCCAGUCACCAGGGCACCGGUGACGCGGCGGAGGUCGGUGUCGGCCCCAACGCGGCAAGCCCCUGCUUCAGAUUCGACUUCUUCGGGGCCCAACUUGGAUGUGCCGCUGCAGGCAACGAGGAGUGGUGCGAGUUUGAGGUCUCGGCCUACACUUUCAACGAGGGGCUGUCUUUUGAGCAGUCCAUUGCCUGGUCCGAGACGAAGCGCGUCCCUGCUUGCCCCAGCUUUGCCAACGGCAACUGCCCGCUGACUCCCGUCGACUUUGUCGGCUACAAGAACAUCACGUCGAUUCUCGUCACUCUGCGCGUCGGCAUUGAGCUGCGGGCCUGGUGGGGCGACGACUUCAAGUUUGGCUGGACUGACAAUAGCUGCGAGGCGGCGAGCUGUCGCGCGAGCGCCACUCCCCAACACGUCAAGCGCGAGACUGUCGAACUGGCCCUUCGUCGGGGAGUCUGGCACUGGACUCCGGCUGGUCUUCAGCGGCUGGAUGAUGAGUACAUCUGGGACUCUGUCUACUGA
Molecule: messenger RNA, 3567 nt
Organism: Hirsutella rhossiliensis
Lineage: Eukaryota; Fungi; Ascomycota; Sordariomycetes; Hypocreales; Ophiocordycipitaceae
Product: protein family CysZ
Exons: 4
Coding region: 1-3567 (1188 amino acids)
Source: RefSeq, a predicted model, not a curated record